UUAGCGAGUUUCGGUUCUUAUUCUUAAAAGCUCCGCAGAACUCGAUCUCGUGCCCGACGUUAAACGCGAUGUUGGUAUUAAUUUUAUAACACCAAAAAUAAACUUCGAAAAAAAUGAUCCGGUUAUUAUUUUUAAUUAAUUUACUAAUCGUAAUUGUGAGUGGCCGAGUGAUUAUUUCUCAUAAUGAUUACGUCCCGAAAGGUUGUGAAUGGGAAAUGAUGAAGAUUUUCGAAGACGACUCAUUAGAAGAGCCGGUUUUGACGUGUCAAAUAAGAACUAUAAGCGGCGUGGAUUCAUUAAUGAACGAUAUGAGUCCGUUUCAAACGGAUCUCGUUGAAAAUUUAAAAUUGGAGUGCAGUGACGUAUUAUUUUUUGAGAGUACUUUAGAAUCGAAACGUGAAAAGCCGUUUUUGAGUCAUUUGAAACGCCUGAAAGAAUUGCGAAUUGAAUAUUGCAAAAUCCGAAACGUCCCCCCGGCUAUUUUAUCGUCGAUGCAUCAUUUGCGAAGUUUGUCUUUGAGAUCGCACAACUCCGAUUGGUCCGUGAUGACUUUGGAACUUCACAGAGAAAGUUUUUUGGGAAUGAGUCAAUUGAGGAGCUUGGAUUUGGGGGAUAAUAAUAUUUGGACGACUCCUCAACAUUUAUUUUGUCCGUUAUAUAGUCUCGAACGUUUAAAUUUAACUAAAAAUAAACUUCAGGAUAUCAUUUCCUUGGGGUUUAAUGAAAUCAAUGAGAUGACGCAUUCGAGGAGUUGCGGAAAUAGCUUGGAUAUUUUGGAUUUAUCUGAUAACGACAUUAUUUCGAUCCCGGAUAAUUCAUUUACGAAUUUGAAAUCUUUGAGAACUUUGAGUUUGCAAGAUAACGCGAUUUCAUCAAUUGGAGAUAGAGCUUUCUCAAAUUUGAGAAAUUUGCAAACGCUUAAUAUGUCGAGUAAUUCAAUUGUUGCGUUACCUCCGGAGCUUUUUCAUUCCUCGCGAAGUUUGAAUCAUCUUUAUCUCCAAAAUAAUUCGUUGAGUGUGUUGGCGCCGGGGAUUUUGGAAGGUUUGGAUCAACUGCAAGUUGUCGAUUUGAGUCAUAAUGAGUUGUCGAGUAAAUGGAUUAACCGAGACGCUUUUAAAGGAUUAGUUAGGUUAGUUGAGUUAAAUCUUGGCUAUAAUAGUUUAAAUAAAAUCGAUGGAAACGUUUUUAGAGAUUUAUUUAGUCUCCAAAUUUUAAAUUUGGAACGAAAUCAAAUCGAAACUAUCGUUGAAGGAGCUUUUGGGCAAUUAAGUAAUUUGCACGCUUUGAUUUUGUCGCAUAAUCGACUCCAAACGAUUGAAGCGUUCCAUUUAAAUGGGAUGUACGCUUUGAAUCAAUUAAUAUUAGAUUUUAAUUAUAUAAAAAUCAUUGAUGAUCAAAGUUUCGAGAAUAUAACGAAUCUUCAAGAUUUGGGAUUAAACGGAAAUCAACUCGAUUCGGUUCCGGAUGGGAUUAAAAAGUUACGGUACUUGAAGUCAUUGGAUUUGGGGAAAAACUUGAUAAGAAGUGUAAACAACUCAUCGUUUGAAGGUUUAGAUCAAGUUUACGGAUUAAGAUUGGUCGAUAACCACAUUUCGAACAUCUCGAGGGAUGCUUUUUCAACUUUGCCAUCGCUAAAAGUUUUAAAUUUGGCGUCGAACAGAAUUAAACAUGUUGAACAAAGUGCGUUUUCGAGUAAUUCGGGGUUAAAAGCUAUUUUAUUGGACAAUAAUCAACUCACGGAUAUUAGUGGUGUUUUUACAAACUUGGAAAGUUUAAUUUGGUUAAACGUUUCGGCUAAUAACUUGAACAUUUUCGAUUUCGGUCAUCUUCCGUUGAAUUUGCAAGGUUUGGAUUUAAGAAAUAAUCAAAUAACCGAACUUAACGAUCGAUUCGAUGUGGUUAAUUCGAGUAAUAUUAAGUUUUUCGAUGUUAGUUUUAAUUAUUUAAGUGAAAUUAAUCAGCACUCGGUUCCUGCGAAAAUCGAAGAGUUCUUUUUGAAUAAUAACAGAAUUAAAUCGAUUGAACCUAAUUCGUUUUUGAAUAAACAAAAUCUAAAAAAAGUUGUUUUAAGUUAUAAUGAAAUCAAAAACUUGGAUAUUUCCUCGUUAAAUUUGGGGGGUUUUAAUGAAAAUGAUGAUUUGCCCCAAUUUUAUUUAGGAAAUAACCCGUUUUAUUGCGAUUGUAACAUGGAGUGGUUGUUGAGGAUCAAUCAUUUAAGCAGUAAUUUAAGGCAAUACCCCCAAAUUUUAGAUUUAGACUCUGUUAAUUGUGAUUUAGUUCAUAGCAGGGGAUCGCCUCCCCAAAAACUUUUAGAUUUAAAACCUUCCCAAUUUUUGUGCGAAUACAAAACGCAUUGUUUCGCUUUGUGUCAUUGUUGCGAUUUCGACGCUUGCGAUUGCGAAAUGACUUGCCCCAAUAAUUGCACGUGCUUCCACGAUUUAACUUGGUCCUCAAACGUGGUUGAUUGCAGCAACGCCGGGUACAGAAACGUCCCCGAAAAAAUCCCAAUGGACGCCACAGAAAUUUACCUCGACGGAAACGAUUUAGGAGAAUUAGGGAGCCACGUCUUCAUCGGAAAGAAAAAAUUAGAAGUUUUAUUCUUAAACAACAGCAACAUCUUAAACAUCCACAACCGAACCUUCAACGGAGUUAAAUCGUUAAAAAUCCUCCACAUGGAGAACAACCAUUUAGAAGAAUUGAGAGGUUUCGAAUUCGACCAAUUACAAAAAUUAAACGAAUUAUAUUUAGAUCAUAACAAAAUUUCUUUCGUUGGAAAUCAAACUUUUAACGCAAUGAAAGAAUUGGGGGUUUUAAAACUCGACGAUAACGAAAUCGUUAACUUCAACAACCCCUUCGAUAAAUUAAAAGAAACCGAAACACAACCCAAAAUUACUUUAGAUGGAAAUAAAUGGAGUUGCGAAUGCGAGAAUUUACUCAAAUUAGAAUCGUGGUUAAAAGAAAACAUCGAAACGAAUCCCGAUAAAUUACUUUGUCAAAAUCGAAAAGAAACCGUCGCCGAAAUUUUGCGCAAAUGUGAUAAUGAAAUUAACGCCGUGGCGACUGUAAUGCAAAAGAAAAUUUUAACCAACAACAUCUUAUUGGGGGGAAAUUACAUUCCUUUAUUAGCGGCGAGUUUGGUUACUUUAAUAAUUUUAUUUUUAAUUUUUUCGAUUAUUUUCGCUUUCCGCCAAGAUUUCAAACUUUGGAUUCAUACAAAAUACGGUUUAAGAAUUUUCAAAAAAUCUACGGGGGAAAUCGAAAACUUUGAAGAAAACGAUCGCCUUUAUGAUUGCUACAUGGUUUACAGCUACAAAGAUGAAGAUUUAGCUAACAGAAUCAUAGGUCCCGAUUUAGAAGCUCACGGUUAUACACUUUGCCUUCAUUAUCGCGACCUUCAUCUCGUCGGAGGCGCUUCUUAUCUUGUCGAUGCGAUGGUUGGAGCCUCUGACGCAUCAAAAAGAGUCAUCUUUGUCGUUUCACCCAGUUUAUUAUCCAACGAAUGGCAAAGACCCGAAUUUCGUGCAGCCCUCCAAACGGCGAUAACAACUCGUUUCCGAUAUAAAUUAAUUUGUGUUUUAUAUGGUGAACCAUUAGAACCCAUGGAUCCCGAAUUACGAGCUUUAUUAAGAGCUUGUUCGGUUACAAGAUGGGGUGAGAGAAGGUUUUGGGAAAAAUUGAGGUAUUUUAUGCCCGAUUUAGUUAAGAAUAAUCGAUUAAUCAAGAACACCGUCGAUUUGAGAAAUAAAAUAACCUCCCGAUACACUUCGCCCCCCACUGGAAUACCAGAAAAUUGGAAAUACACCACAAUAACAUCAACCCCAACUCAAAGUACUUACGUUUCGGGGGAAUCCUCUAGGAGUACUGAAGAUGAAGGUGCAUCUUCUACGAGUUCUUCGCAACAUUCCGGGUGUUCAGAGGGAAAUUCUCAAUUAAAUCAUGGUUACAUUUCAAUUGAUGGUAGACCAAGUGGUCAUGUUUAUUCGACCAUUCCGGAAUCGCAACAACAACCACAAGCGAAAACAAAAACUUAUUUUGUUUAAAAAAUCUCAAUUUGGACUGAAUGUAAAGGUGUAAAAGUCAUGUUUUUUGAAAAGAAAUAAAAGGCUGUUACUUAAUUUUUUAUACCACUUGUAUAGAUAAGAAUCUUGUAAAUAAGCGUGAUGAUUUUUCAAAAUGUCAAUUCGUAUCAAAUACGUAAUUAACUUUAGAAAAAAAAUACUUUAUAAUAAAUUUUUUUCAAUUUAUUGAGUGUCAAAAAAAUUUAUAAAAAAUUCGAUUUUGCUUGAAAAAAUGAUAGUCACUAGGUUUUAAGUAAACGAAACUAUGUACAUAAUUCGAUCAAUAAAUUCCUAUUUCUUCAUUGAAAUCGCACUUAAUGAAUAAAUGAUGAUAUGUAAAUUGUGUUUAUAUUUAUAAUAGGUGAUAAGGCGGAAAUAUUUAAGACUGUUGUUGAAUAUAAUUAUUGUAAAUACGUGCUCGACUUUUUUCGAUGAUUACUUAUCGGUGAUUUAAAAAUAAAAUUUUCUUUUUACUAAAA
Molecule: messenger RNA, 4537 nt
Organism: Onthophagus taurus
Lineage: Eukaryota; Metazoa; Arthropoda; Insecta; Coleoptera; Scarabaeidae
Product: toll-like receptor 6
Biological process (GO): signal transduction
Molecular function (GO): protein binding
Source: RefSeq, a predicted model, not a curated record